AUGGCUGCGCAAUCGAAGCCUGAGAUCUCCCCUUGGGGUCGCGCCGUGGCCGGAGCUACUGGAGCUGUUCUAGCUAAUGCGCUGGUCUAUCCUCUUGACAUCGUCAAGACUCGUCUUCAGGUUCAGAUCAAGCCCGAUCCUACGAAAGGUCCACUUCCUACCGAUGAACCACACUAUACGUCUACAUGGGAUGCGAUUUCGCGUAUUGUUGCCGAUGACGGAAUUAAGGGUCUUUAUGCUGGUAUGAACGGUUCUUUGCUCGGCGUUGCGUCGACCAACUUUGCCUACUUCUAUUGGUACACGAUUGUUAGAACACUGUAUCUGAAGUCUCGCAAGACGGACGCGAACCCUUCGACCAUCAUCGAGCUUUCCCUGGGUGCUGUCGCGGGAGCCAUCGCUCAAGUUUUCACAAUUCCCGUUGCGGUGGUAACCACGCGCCAGCAGACUGCCAGCAAAGCCGACCGAAAGGGGCUCAUAGCUACAGCUCGCGAGGUCGUUGAUGGCCCAGAUGGUGUGUCAGGUCUCUGGCGCGGUCUGAAGGCUAGCCUUGUUCUUGUCGUCAACCCUGCCAUUACAUACGGCGCAUAUGAGCGGUUGAAGGAAGGACUCUUUCCAGGCAAGACGAGCCUGAGGCCUGGUGAAGCAUUCCUGUUGGGUGCUAUGUCUAAAGCACUCGCGACCAUCGCAACUCAGCCACUUAUCGUGGCCAAGGUUGGCCUCCAGUCUAAGCCUCCCCCCGCCCGAAACGGCAAACCUUUCACCAGCUUCGUAGAGGUCAUGAGGUUUAUCAUAGAACAUGAGGGUAUGCUGGGACUUUUCAAAGGCAUCGGGCCACAGAUCUUGAAAGGACUUCUUGUUCAGGGCAUAUUGAUGACAGCAAAGGAGAGGGUUGAGCUGAUAUUCAUCCUUCUGAUCCGGUAUAUUAAGACAAUUCGCCUCAAGAGAUUUGGCAAGACUGUAGAGAACACCGCAGCGGCUGCAGCAGCCCACAGUGUCGGGGCUAAGCCAGUGACAACAACUACCUAG
Molecule: messenger RNA, 1026 nt
Organism: Fusarium sp. VM40
Lineage: Eukaryota; Fungi; Ascomycota; Sordariomycetes; Hypocreales; Nectriaceae
Source: the annotation of a GenBank genome assembly